UAUGUACGAAGUGAUGAUUUAAAAAAAAACAUAAAAUCCUGCGAAUGAACUUUUUCUUGCUAAGUGAAAAAAAGUCAUUGUUAGAACGAAUGUGUAUGGAACUGUUGAUAAAACGUCACACUUGGACAUCUUCAUCACCUGCAUUGAACGUUAAUGAGAUUCCAGAAUCGAAGAAGAGGGGACGUGACACUGUACUACAGUGAGAAAAUGAUGGAUUUCCUAACAUUAAACGAGUAGUACUGUAAAGUGUCGUGGUGCACCGGGAAUGCGUCUAACACUACACUGCUGUACAAGAUAACUCCUACAUGAGUAUCUCGAAACACACAUAACAUUGGACCAUGACAACAGAACGUAGCACAGGAAAUACUCGAUCGUACCUAAUAAUGUUUUACAUCAAAGAAAGAACACUAUGAGUAAAAAAAUUAAUUAAUUAUUGUUUUAAUAGAGGCUUUACAGUACACUCUGGUUCUACUCUGUACACAUAUGUCAAGUUAUGUUCACUUUAAACAAACACGGGAGUUACGACAAAAGUUUAUCUUUCACUGGAUAUCAUGGUUCACUUCUCAAAAUUCUCAUUAUUUUGGGGCACAAUAUUUAUAAUAGGCACUCGUACCAUGCAGAAGGCUGGGCUGUUAACAUGCUUGUCGCCGUGCUUGUGAGAAACAAGUGUACAGUCGAAGGCAGUAGUAAAUCAGCUAAUGCAACCCAUGCCUGGAGUUCCUUCUUGGAGGUACCUAUCCCUUAAGUUUGGCUGACAGCUAUUGCAUCGCCCAGCGCUCGAACCCACAUAAGCCCCGGCUCCACGUUAACCAGGCACUACACAUUUAAUGGAUCACAUGAUGCUAAAAACCUGUCAUCUGUUUCGGAAACAUUUUUAGAGAUGCGUGUUUUGCGUCUAUAUUGUGAAAGAAAAAAGAUAAUUUUAAAUGAUAAAUCAUGACAACAAUUGUGCUUCACAAAAACAGUAACAUAAUCUUUCCUGUAUUUUUUUUCGUUGGUGUAGUUACUUAUCACAACAAAAAAAGAGCAAAUUGAAAGAUUUGGGGAAAAAAGGCAAUUUUUUAAUUUUAUUGUUGGUUGAGUUGAAAAGUGCCUCUUUUUGAUGGGAGUCCGAAAGAUAAAAGCACAUCAACGUGACGGAAUCUUAUCGGUCGUCUAUCUCAAGUGAUGUUGGGACACAGAGAAGAUACGGAGAAGGUGUUGGACUCGUCUGCUGAGGGACAGCGUCCUCAGGAGAGACAGAGAGAUGGCGGGCAGAGUGGGAGUGCUGGACCUGGUCUGCCUGGUGCUGGCCGCAGCCACCAGGAGCGCCUGCGACGACUUCGGCCCGCUGGUGACGGCGACCCAAGGGGAGGCGUGGCCCAAACCCCAGCUGCAAGUCGAGCACGAGGGCUUCGUGGGCGUCUUGCCGUCCAAGUUUUCCUUCAACGUGACGAAGAGGACUUGCGGCAUCCUGCAAGAGGCCCUGGGGAGAUACUCGGAGGAGAUGCACAGCCACUGGACCUCGUGCUGCUCGGCUCGGGGAGGAGACGUCUCCCUGGAAGAAGGCCAACUGCUGCUGCUCUCUUCUCUGGAGGUGCAGCUGAUGUCUCCCUGCGAGGAGAGACCCUACCUCGGCAUGGACGAGCACUACGAGCUGAGAAUAAACAGCCCGGGCUCGGAGAAAGCGGCUCUUCUGACCAGUCAGUCCAUCUGGGGCAUCCUGAGGGGGCUGGAGACGUUCUCUCAGCUUCUCCACGCGGACAGAAACCUGAACCUCCUGAGGGCGAACAGCACCGCAAUAAUGGACUUCCCCCGGUUCACCCACCGUGGACUGCUGCUGGACACCUCCCGACACUUCCUGCCCACGGCCACCAUCAGGACAGUGCUGGACGGCAUGGAGAUGAACAAGAUGAAUGUCUUCCACUGGCACAUCGUCGACAGCCAGAGCUUCCCCUACCAGAGCGAGGCGUUCCCUAAUCUCAGCAAGAAAGGCGCCUACAACUCGGCUAAGCUCGUAUACUCGCAGCAGGACGUGAGGAACAUCACGGAGUACGCUCGUCUCCGAGGUAUCAGGGUCGUCCCGGAGUUCGAUACUCCAGUGGAGGGAGGGUGUACGACGAGCACCGGGGGGGCAGGCCACGCCUCCUCGUGGGGCCGCGGGCAGCCCGGCCUGCUGACGCCCUGCCACCUGGGGGCCGGCGACCUGCCCGACGGCACGUACGGCCCCGUCAACCCGGUCCUGGAGUCCACCUACUCCUUCAUGGCGGCGCUGCUGCGCGAGGCGGCGGGCGUGUUCGGCGACCGCUUCCUGCACCUCGGCGGCGACGAGGUCACCUUCGAGUGCUGGGAAAGCAACCCGGACGUGACGGACUUCAUGAGCGAGCACGGCAUAGGCAACUCCACGCAGCUGGAGCAGUACUACAUGAGCAGGCUGCUCAACAUCACGAGCGGCCUGAACGUCAGCGCCGUGGUGUGGCAGGACGUGUUCGACAACGGCGUGAGCCUGCCGCGGGACACCAUCGUUCACGUGUGGAAUGGCAUCCCGUACGAGGAACUGGCCCAGCCCGCCUUACAGGUGACGGCGGCGGGGCACCAGGCCCUCCUCUCCUCCUGCUGGUACCUGGACAGCCUGGAGCCCGGCGGCAGCUGGAGUCAGUUCUACGACUGCGAGCCGACAGACUUCUCCGGCACGGAGGACCAGAAGGCGCUGGUGAUGGGCGGCGAGGCGUGCAUGUGGGGCGAGAUGGUGGACGAGAGCAACGUGGUGUCCCGCGUGUGGCCCUACAGCUCGCUCGCCGCAGAGAAGCUGUGGUCCAGCGCUGACGCCGACACGGAGGACGGAGCGGCCCGUCGUCUGGAGGAGCACUACUGCCGCAUGAAGAGGAGAGGCGUGGGCGCGCAGCCUCCCAACGGACCUGGUUACUGCCUCUAGUCCUCCUGGACUGCCAGACGCGAGGCUUUUGCUGCUUCCAACCCCUCGCGGUAGAUCAUUCCAUUUUCAUGACGUCAUUUCUCUUAUAGGCCUAUACAUAGGGACCUGAAAAAUUCGCGGUUUCGAUGACCUCCAGGACAGUCUACGCAAUCAUCUGUUCACUCGGGCAAAUAAUGGCCAGUUCGUUUGGCUGCUGACUUGUGAGUCGUCUCAACUGGUUUGCCCGAGAUUCGUCACUUCUUUGGUUGAGGAGUUUCUCAUUGGCCCAGAGUCGCCCAGACGAACAGUGAACCAAUAGCGAGAGCAGCUUAAAGGUAUAUACGUGUAUGAAUUUCAGACUAUCGCGAAAUGAAUCUGCGAAUAAUUUUUCCGGUCUCUAUGUAUACACUUUACAAAUGUGAGCGUGGAGUCCACUUGCGACAGAAGUGAAACUUCAUGCCUUGCUUAUUAUAGUAUUAUGUAAAAAUUAUAAAAAUUAUUUUUGGCUGA
Bacillus rossius redtenbacheri is the source of this 3403-nucleotide messenger RNA. RefSeq names its product beta-hexosaminidase subunit alpha-like. NCBI's taxonomy places the organism in Eukaryota, Metazoa, Arthropoda, Insecta, Phasmatodea, Bacillidae. The transcript is spliced from 8 exons. Gene Ontology annotation, cellular component: lysosome; membrane. The coding region runs from base 1247 to 2914 and encodes 555 amino acids. Gene Ontology annotation, biological process: glycosaminoglycan metabolic process; ganglioside catabolic process; carbohydrate metabolic process. The record is from RefSeq and is a predicted model, not a curated record. Gene Ontology annotation, molecular function: beta-N-acetylhexosaminidase activity.